UUCAGUGACGUCGGACCUUCUUUCCUUUACGCCUCCGGAUGUAGCGGAGGCUAGAUUUCCGGUGCCGGGCGGCUCACGUGUCUCUUUGCCGCGUGUCUCGCUUGCCAAAAUGAAGUUCAAUCCUUUCGUAACCUCGGACCGAAGCAAGAACCGCAAGAGACACUUCAAUGCGCCCUCGCACAUCCGGCGCAAGAUUAUGUCGUCGCCGCUUUCCAAGGAGCUGAGGCAAAAAUACAACGUACGCUCCAUGCCUAUCCGAAAGGACGACGAAGUCCAGGUGGUUCGUGGACAUUACAAAGGUCAGCAAAUUGGCAAGGUAGUCCAGGUUUACAGGAAGAAAUAUGUCAUUUACAUUGAGCGUGUGCAGCGUGAAAAAGCUAAUGGCACAACUGUCCACGUGGGCAUUCACCCUAGUAAGGUAGUUAUCACCAGACUAAAACUGGACAAAGAUCGAAAAAAGAUCCUUGAGCGUAAAGCCAAAUCCCGACAAGUUGGAAAGGAAAAGGGCAAAUAUAAAGAAGAAACCAUUGAAAAGAUGCAAGAAUAAAAUGGUCUAUUGUACAGUUGUAAUUAAAAAUGAAAAAUUAAGCAUAA
Messenger RNA from Sarcophilus harrisii (Tasmanian devil), 594 nucleotides. It is a transcript of the gene RPL26L1, whose product is annotated as ribosomal protein L26 like 1. Gene Ontology annotation, molecular function: RNA binding; structural constituent of ribosome. The record is from RefSeq and is a predicted model, not a curated record. Gene Ontology annotation, biological process: ribosomal large subunit biogenesis; cytoplasmic translation. NCBI's taxonomy places the organism in Eukaryota, Metazoa, Chordata, Mammalia, Dasyuromorphia, Dasyuridae. Bases 110 to 547 code for a protein of 145 amino acids. The transcript has 4 exons. Gene Ontology annotation, cellular component: cytosolic large ribosomal subunit; ribosome.